Messenger RNA from Leptomonas pyrrhocoris, 1257 nucleotides. RefSeq lists its product as hypothetical. Gene Ontology annotation, molecular function: peroxidase activity; heme binding. Gene Ontology annotation, biological process: response to reactive oxygen species; cellular response to oxidative stress; hydrogen peroxide catabolic process. The coding region runs from base 49 to 1257 and encodes 402 amino acids. The record is from RefSeq and is a predicted model, not a curated record. The transcript has a single exon. Lineage: Eukaryota; Euglenozoa; Kinetoplastea; Trypanosomatida; Trypanosomatidae.
GCAAGUACGAAUUGGAGGUCCUUUAGGGACAGUAAAAUAAGGAACCGUAUGCUUCGCGCUGCGUGGUUAGUGGGCGGUGGCCGGCAGCUGGUCGUCACGGCAGCCCGGCUGCCUGGCCGGCGCGUCGCCUCCUUCUCCCCGCUGUUCAUGGCGCAGCGUCUCACGGGUAGCUCCACCUCAUCUGCUGCCGCUGGCAGCCCCACGGCAACACACGGUGCACCGCGCAAACACCACAACAUGUUCACCGCCCCACCCAACGUCGGGGCCGGCCGCAAGGAGACGGAGGUGGCAAAUCCCUUCAAGUCGUGGGAGCACAUCAAUCACACGUGGCUCAUUCUGAUGUGCCUCGGCUGCCUCUGCGCCGGCUGGCUCGCCGGGCACUUCGUCGAGGUGGACGAGUCGAAGAUUAAGCCGAAGUUCUCGCGCGAGGACGUCGUGGCGGCGGCGUGUAAGCAGUUCGAGUUUCGCCCGGAUUUGGCGGCAACGAGUAUUCGCGUCGCCUUCGUGCUGGCGGCGCGUCGGGCCGGUUUUCCCGCCGCCACGGUGGACGAGUCGUGCGCCGUCGUGCGUGGAUUGGGCGACAUCGCCGGAGUGAUGAACUACCUGUCCAACACCUUUCAUGCUUCCACCGAGGACAUCGCGUCGCUGGCGGCGAUUGCGGGGGUGAAGUACUUAAACGGUCCGUAUGAGACGGUGCUGGAGGAGUGGCGGUGGGGCCGCAACGACACCGAUGCAGCCCCCGCCCGCAACGUCGCGAAGGACCCGAACCAGAAGACGUUCUCCAUCGUCACCGUCCUGCACUCGCUGGGCGGUCUGACGGAGGCGGAGUGUGUGGCACUUCUCGCCUGCCACAGCGUCGGUGAGUUCCACGAGGACGUGAGCGGGAUCGAGGGCGCCACACACGUGGGUCAGCGGUACACGCUGAGCAACCGUUACUAUCAAUUCCUGCUGGAGCACGAAAAGGAGUUUACCCCGCUGAAGAUUGAGCGUUCGCAGGACAACAAGGAGUUGAAGGAGCUCCCGCAAACGCUGGUGUGCACCUACGCGAAGGAGAAGGUGGACGGGAAGACAAAGAAGCGGCAGUGCGUCUUCAACAAGGCGGAGGUGGAGCUGUUGAAGAACAGGACGUACCGCGAUUUAAUUCUCCGGUACGCCGCGGACGAGGAGGCGUGGAGAGUGCAGUUUCGCAGCGCCUUCACCAAAAUGAUCGACAGCAACUUUAAGCGUCUGCGUCCCUACACGGACCCGAAUUCGUGA